Geodia barretti is the source of this 1855-nucleotide messenger RNA. The record is from the annotation of a GenBank genome assembly. NCBI's taxonomy places the organism in Eukaryota, Metazoa, Porifera, Demospongiae, Tetractinellida, Geodiidae.
AGCUGCUGUUUGUUUGCUUCAGAAUCCUUUCAAGUGCUGAUCCGCCCGCUUUGCUUCGUGCAGAUACUUCCGGUUUCACGUUACGAUUUCCGCUACCGCAAUAUCCGGAGGAUAUACGGAGUUAGCAGAUCGGGGAGAGAGAUGCGGGUGUCCGUUCUUCUCGUGUUGGUAGUUGGACUGGGCGCCUGUUGCCUGGCAGAGGGAGAGGGUAAGGUGGAGUUCCAGGUCCAGGACGAGACGUGCUCUGACUAUUGCGCCGCUACCUACCCUAAACACACGUACCCCGAGCCCGAUGACCACUGUGCGUGUACCAGAGGCUGUCGUAUGGCCGUCAUGGACGCUCUAAUGUCCUGGCCAUUUGCACCAGAUCGCUCCUUUUGCCUGUCCACAUGUAAAGAAGCGUAUGGCUCCGACGGUCACUUGUAUGCCUGCCAGACAGGCUGCAACGUGACAACCAUAGACCAAAAGGUACCAAAUAGAGACCAAAUCUACCAGACCACAGGAGGGACCAAGGAGUUUGGUUUAGUCAUGGAAUUGUUUGAAGCGAUCAGCAGCCAGCUACCAAACGGUGACGGCCAGAUGGAAAUGCUGACACAGCAAGCAGAGAGCAUGUACCAACUGCUGCCUGGAGGAGGAAAAGUAUCCGCGUUUGUCAUCAUUGAGGAAAAUGAAGGAUCGGUGGAGAUAGAAUAUGGCGAGAGUAUUGUUGAUGGUAAGUUUCUUGAGGUCACUCUGCUUCACCUUGAGUGUGUCCUCAGGCCUUGGGUAUGCAGAGAGGCUGGAAGACCUUCAAAACCGGAGGCGGAGGAAGAGGAGAAGGGGGGAGAUGGGGCGACCACAUACCGCGUGUCUUGUCCUUGGAAGUACACCACGGGAGGGAGGACUCCUGUCUCUGGUUGGCGUUGGACUCAUUCUAGUGGCCAUCGUCACCUGCUGCUGCUCUGGACUUCUGUCUGAUGAGGUGGAGACUACCAACCAGGAGACUGGCACUAAAAAGAGAGAGUCUCAGCUGAUGGCAGUGGAGGUGAGGAAGGAGAAGAUGAUGAUGAUGUCUCCUCAGCUGCAGUCUCCGCCCACCUUCUCCCUGGGCUAUCCUCAGCCUCUCCCUGUCUACAGCGAGAAGAAGAGCACUCAGCUGUGAACUUGUUGCACACUCCCUCUCCUCUCAUUUUACCUCAUCACAAUGUCUUUUUGCACUUUCCUUUAGUUAGCAGUAUACGCGCGCUCGCGCUAGGAUAAGCGCCAAAAGAAAACGGUGCGCUUGUGCCGCGUGUUUGUUCUAAUUGGUGCUCACUAUAGCAGGUAACACAGAUGGACAAGCCAAGAUACGCCAAAGUCAUCAAAAUAAUAGGCCGCACUGGAUCCCAAGGUCAGUGUACGCAGGUUCGGGUAGAGUUCCUGGACGAUGGGCGGACCAUCAUUAGGAACGUGAAGGGUCCAGUUCGUGAGGGAGACGUCCUUUGUCUGCUGGAGUCCGAGCGAGAGGCGCGGAGACUGCGGUGACGACUGACUUCGUGUGUUACAAGAAAAGCAGACCCUGUGGACUAUGGCUACUACCUUUUAUGUGUGAUAUACCAUCUUGAAGUCUACAUUACAAUGGGCGAUAUGAAAAUGCAGAUUUCUAUACAAUGGGUGGUGGUGAGCUAGCGAACGUGGUGACAGUGGAAGUAAAGUCUGGCUAGACUGCGGUGCAUGUUCUUGAUGGCGUAAAUCACUCCAGCAGGGAUCCCUAAGAUCGAGGGACUACACUGCCGUCCCCGACGUCGCCCAGUACCAGAAACGAAAAAACCGGACAAAUCCCCUUAGCACAAGAACACACAACGCAAGCCAACCAAAAAAAACCAGGUUAUAUCUG